Messenger RNA from Cryphonectria parasitica EP155, 1110 nucleotides. RefSeq lists its product as uncharacterized. The record is from RefSeq and is a predicted model, not a curated record. The transcript is spliced from 3 exons. Lineage: Eukaryota; Fungi; Ascomycota; Sordariomycetes; Diaporthales; Cryphonectriaceae. Bases 1 to 1110 code for a protein of 369 amino acids.
AUGAGUGCUGCUGCAACCCCCACAAAGAGACGCGCCCUGGGCGCGAUUGACGUGAACGUGUCGAGGUCUCCUCGGUCACCGUCAUCGCUCAAGCUGUCCAUCAAAGGAGGUGUCACGGUCGGCGGCGGCAGCCCGCUGAAGAAGAGCCCAGGCGUAGUGCUGUCCCGUCACGCGACGCCCUCCCCACCACGUGAGAAGAGGACCGGCACGCCCAAGAAGAAGAGGCCGCUUGAGGAGGCCGAGAACGUCCGGCCGAUUGUUAAGAAGCUGUGCGCUGGGAGCCCGGUCAAGACGUCGUCGCCGUCCAAGGCGACGAGGAUCCCUAAGGUGGACACGCUGCUCAAACCAGCAGAUGAGGACGACGAGACGCCGGCCUCGCAGCCUGCUACGGCACGGAGGUCGAUAUCGCCCGACGCGAGCUCGGUCUUUGAUAACUCGACUAUCAACACCUCCCAGUUUACCACCAUCACGGAGCCGGAUACCGACGCGCCCAUCACGACGACUGCACCUGCGGUUCCUGUAUCUGGGGCUGCGGCGGCCUCGGCUGUGCCGGAUGUGAUACCCAACCUGCCGCCACCGCGACCGCGUCGGGUCCCGACGCGUGAGGAGUUCAGACAGAAAGCAGAGAUCCUCAAGCUCCGCCUCUCCCUCGCCAGCUACAAGGUCAGGACCAACCAGACCGAUGUGCCUCUCGACAAGCUGCAGGUCCGCCCCGUCCCAGGCAUGACCCGCCGCCGUACUCCUCUGCCCUCCAUGACGGCACACACUGUCGAGAGGUCCACCCCCGUACAGUACUGGUAUCGGUCGGUGGAGGCUCGGAGGGCGCCGCUGCCGGAGUCACGAGUUGCAGGCAGAAACACUGCGGAAGUUGAUGAUGGUAAUAACGAUGAACAGCAGGAAGAAGAGGAGGGGCGAAAGGUGGUCGGCACGGUUGUCGCCGUGGGCGGACGCUACUGCGGGCCGGAGGGACAGCAGGCACUGCCGGACCUCGCGAGUGUGUCGACACCACGCAAGACGAGAGAUGGGUGGGAGGAGGACAGGCUGACUAGCAGCGCACUGAAGGGAGGCGCGGCGAAGGGUCUGUUGAGUCUGUCGCAGGGGUCGCUCUGA